GACGGUGACGCGCGGUCACGUGGGCUUAACUCCGGGCACUUGUACCACAUUCGGGCGCUGUGUUCACCGCCAUCGACGUUGCCAGUGCCCAACGGUUGUGGCCCCUAGCUCGGAAGCAUACAGACAGCGAGCACGCUAUGCAUUCACGGACGGCAUUUCUGUGGGCCCGCUAUGCAUGGCGGACUCGUACAAAAUGCAGCAGCCAAAGAGGGACGGGUUCGCCGACGAACCUGUUCGUGAUACGAAGCCGCGAAGAUGUCUACCAGCUGGGGAAAGAUCAACACGAUUGCGGGCCUGGAGGAAAGGUUGUUUCUCGGGACCCUCGAUGCUGCUAUCUCCCCCCGAACGUUGUCCGACAGGCGCAUCACGCACAUAGUGUCUCUUGGCAGAGAGCCUAUUCCGGCAGACAAUCCCGCGUCCGGCAUCCAGCAUCUGCGUAUCCCUGUUGAAGACAUGGACUACGCUGACCUGUUGAUUCACCUACCGUCGGCGUGUCAGUUCAUACACAACGCCCUGAGCUAUAGGGGAGUUGUGCUUGUGCACUGCGUCCAGGGCCUUUCGCGCAGUGCAGCAGUCAUCGCUGCGUACUUGAUGUAUUCCAGGAGAAUUAGCCCCACUGACGCGGUCGCAGAGAUUAGAAAGACGCGCGAGCAGGUGUGGAUCAAUCCAGGAUUCAUGGAACAACUCGUACUCUUCGAACUUUGCCGCUACGCGCCGUCGCCCCAGGAGGGUAUCUACGUGAAGUGGCGCCAACGGAUCCAACGCACUCUCCAGAACACUUCUUCCUAGAUCAUUUCCCAGCAACACAACAGCGCAAUAUGUAGCACCAAUUCCCUAGAGCUUGUAUCUCACCUGUGCUGUUAGUGCUCUCCUCGCUCUCGCGUACCAUAGACCGCCGCAUUCGAAACUACGGUAGAACGAUCUACCCGCAUCUGUACAAUCCUGUUCUCCUCCCCCAGUCACAUAGAGACUACAUCACCGUCCUAGCAGUAGCACUCCGUUCCAACGUUAUAGAUUAUUUGAUUACCGAA
This is a messenger RNA of Rhodofomes roseus, 1031 nucleotides long. Its product is annotated as phosphatases II. Bases 256 to 789 code for a protein of 177 amino acids. The transcript is spliced from 5 exons. Gene Ontology annotation, cellular component: nucleus. The record is from RefSeq and is a predicted model, not a curated record. NCBI's taxonomy places the organism in Eukaryota, Fungi, Basidiomycota, Agaricomycetes, Polyporales, Fomitopsidaceae. Gene Ontology annotation, biological process: protein dephosphorylation. Gene Ontology annotation, molecular function: protein tyrosine/serine/threonine phosphatase activity.